CCACUACCACCACCACCAACACUGUUAUGGCCUUUCUAUGUCCAGUCAGAAUUAGGAGAAGCAAAAAGAAAAAAGAAAACGAUAAGAUACCGAUACCGCCGAGCAUUGGCCGGAUAACGGGCAGUGCGUCCAUCGAAACACUGGUACGGGUGGGCAUCGAGAAAGAGCACGGCCUGUCGCCCGACUCCAAAAUGGUAGUACUCCACGAUUUUCAGGCCUGUGUCGAUGAUGAACUGGAUGUACGUCGGGGACAGUUAGUCAAUGUACUCUACCAGGAAAACGACUGGGUCUAUGUAAUCGCAGCCGAAACCAAUACCGAAGGUUUUAUACCACAUUCGUACUGUGCGCCAGUUGACAGCCAUUUGGCCGGUAUGGCUGUCAAACAUAAGAAAAUACCCAGAAGUUUGGCCGGCGAUUACGAAUACGGCGAUCAGCUGUCAUCGACGGCCAAAAGUACGGCCAAUCAGUCGGAGUUCGAGUCAUAUCACGGUCAGCUACUGGCCAAUACCGGUUCGGUUAUCGGCAGCGGCAGCGGAACCAUUGGCGGUGGUGGUGGUGUUGCCGGUGGUGUCAUCGAAGUGCAUCCGUUUUUCAAGGAUCCGGCCGGUCGUUACAUAGUUUUAUAUACGUUUAUAGCCCGGGAUGAAAACGAUGUCAGUGUGGAAAGGGGCGAAUUUGUAACAGUGCUCAACAAGGAUGACCCGGACUGGUAUUGGAUUGUCAGGUGCGACGGACAGGAAGGUUUCAUACCGUCGGGUUUUGUUUGUUCAGCCGAUAUGAUACACAAUUUGGGUCAUACUAAUGCCGAAUCAAACUCCACGUCCACCUCAGCCACCAAUGGCACCAACAAUAAUAUUGUUAAUAAUGGUGUCGUCGUCACCAAUGGCUUGAUGAAUGGCGGCGGUGGUGGUGUUGGUGGCGGCGGCAAUGGAUCUACAACGGCCAGUGCUACCGGUGCCGGCACCGAACCGACAACUGUUGGCGGCGUCGGUGGCGGCGGCGCCAACAACACUGAAAUGCGGUUUCACGGCACCGAACUGGUCAUGUUAUACGACUAUAAGGCACAGGCCAGCGACGAUCUGUCCGUAAGGCGCGGCGAUUGGGUAUACGCCGACCUGAAUGCCCAGAAUGUGGACGGUUGGCUGUGGGCGUACGCACCGAAACUUCGUAAAUACGGUUUCAUACCGAAAGCCUAUGCCCGGCCACCAGCCAUGACAUCGCUAUAGAAGUAAUAAAAAA
Molecule: messenger RNA, 1239 nt
Organism: Oppia nitens
Lineage: Eukaryota; Metazoa; Arthropoda; Arachnida; Sarcoptiformes; Oppiidae
Gene: Dlish
Product: SH3 domain-containing protein Dlish-like
Exons: 3
Coding region: 27-1226 (399 amino acids)
Molecular function (GO): protein binding
Source: RefSeq, a predicted model, not a curated record